UGAGGCAUUUAUGACGUCCGACAUCGCGGAUCUCCUCCAAAGCGACGUCGCAGUAAAGGUGCCAGAAACAACGCUCAUAUGCGUCAGCCCUCUCAAAGUAGUAGAACAGCGCGACAAAUUUCGCCUCAUCCUCGAUCUGCUCAAGGUCAACCAGGAGCUGCAAAUUCCCAAAUUCAAGUACGAGGGACUCAAUCGCGUCGCCGAGUUGGCGCGUGCCGGCGAUUGGAUGUUUUCAAUCGACCUGAAGUCUGGCUAUCACCACGUCGACAUUCACCCGUCGUGUUGGAAGUUCCUGGGUUUCCAAUUUGGUGGGCACUCAUACUGCUUCCGCUCCCUUCCGUUCGGACUGGCUACAGCACCAUUCAUCUUCACGCAGUUGAUCAAGCAGCUUGCGCGCCGCUGGAGAACAACAGAAGUGCGUGUCAUACCGUAUGUGGACAAUAUCCUCUUCCUUUGUCAUUCGGAAGCCGACGCCCAAGAAACUUGCAACCACAUUAUAGGCGAUCUUCGCAAUGCGGGCCUUCGCAACACCAAGAAAUCCCACCUUCAACCAACCCAGUGCUUGCGUUUCCUGGGCUUGGAACUCAAUACCGAA
This is a messenger RNA of Closterium sp. NIES-67, 595 nucleotides long. The record is from the annotation of a GenBank genome assembly. NCBI's taxonomy places the organism in Eukaryota, Viridiplantae, Streptophyta, Zygnematophyceae, Desmidiales, Closteriaceae.